Molecule: messenger RNA, 2906 nt
Organism: Amphiprion ocellaris (clown anemonefish)
Lineage: Eukaryota; Metazoa; Chordata; Actinopteri; Pomacentridae
Product: myosin light chain kinase, smooth muscle-like
Exons: 17
Coding region: 1-2592 (863 amino acids)
Biological process (GO): protein phosphorylation
Molecular function (GO): protein kinase activity; protein binding; ATP binding
Source: RefSeq, a predicted model, not a curated record
AUGGAGAAAGACGGUAGGAAACCGAAGACCUUUGUGUCCACCUUCCGGUUGGCCCUCAAGCCUCAAAAGCAACCUAUCGGUGUGAAGAAGCAGAGAGAGAAUGGACUGGAUGCAACAAACAGGACUUUGAUGGGAAACAACAAACCGGGAAUCCCAUCUGCAACAGAUUCCAGGCAGACAAAAGCUCAGAGUCUGGAAGUGCCUCACUUCAAAGAACCACUCAGGGACUGUACAGUCCGUGAUGGAAGUGAUGCUACUUUUCAAGGUGUUAUCACCGGAAGUCAACCUCUGAGCAUUUCCUGGCUACACAAUGGUGAGAAGUUGCAUUCAAAUAAGACUUCAUUCAAAAAUAGUAUUGCCAGUCUAAGCCUGUCUGAGUGUUCACUUGUAAAUGCUGGUACGUACACCUGCAUAGCUGAGAAUGCUGCAGGAAAACUGUCAAGCAGUGCUUCAUUACACAUCACAGCAACAAAGGAAAUCCUCAGUACAAACCACCAUGAGGUCACAUCUAAGGCUGCGUCACUCGGUAACACAGGAUUGUCCUCAGCUUCUAAAGGAGAAAGCAAAAAGGAAAAGGACAAAGUCUCCACAGGUAUCAAAGAUAACAACCCUCAAACAAAAGUCUCCACCAGCAAAGGGCCUCCGGUGGAGUUUCUGGACCCACCUGAGCAGGUGGAGGUUCGAGUGGGCGAACAGGCCCGACUACGCUGUGAGUUCAGGAGCAGCUCCACACCUGUGGCCUGUUGCUGGAUUUACAACAGAGACAAGGUGGUAGCAGGAUGCCAACGGAUUUCAGUCAACAGCACCAAGACACAGAGCAGCAUUGAGAUCUCUCACGCCGUUCCAGAAGACACAGGAUUGUACACUGUUGUUGUACGAAACAGAACCGGAUCCGCUCAGCACACAGUUUCCCUCAGUGUCAUAGACCGGCCUGAUCCGCCAGCAUCCCAUCCUGUUGUUUCCCAGCUGUCCACCUCAUCCCUGGUCCUGUCCUGGACUGGUCCCAGCUACGACGGAGGCACAGCUGUGUUGGGUUACAUCGUAGAGGCCAGUCAAGGAGGUCCAGACAGUCCUAGUAGCUGGACUCAACUAAUAAGCCGCUGUAAGAACACGUCCCACCACAUCCGCUCGGGCCUGGAACCUCAGGGGCAGUACCGCUUCCGAGUCAGAGCUUACAACUCGGCGGGGACCAGUGAACCGAGCCAGGAGUCCGACUUUGUGAAGAUGGCAACUGCAAAGGAAAAGAAAGAAGAGCCAGAGUCGUACAUCACAGUGAUCACAGACACCAAACAUAAAAUCAAGGAGCACUACGAUGUGCAUGAGAAGCUGGGAGUUGGAAAAUUUGGCGAUGUGCACCGACUGACCCACAAAGAGACAGGCCAGGUGUGCGCGGGAAAGUUCUACCGAGCCCGGUCCUCCAAGGAGAAGGCGACAGCUCGCAAGGAGAUCGAACUGAUGAACAAGCUUCACCACCCGAAACUUGUGCAGUGUCUGGCUGCCUACGAUACCCGGUCUGAGCUGGUCAUGGUCAUGGAGUACAUUGAAGGCGGCGAGCUCUUUGAACGCAUCGUGGAUGAGAACUUCGAGCACACGGAGCCCACCAGUGCCCGCUACAUGCAGCAGAUCCUGGAGGGCAUGCAGUACGUCCACAAGCAGAACAUCGUCCACCUGGACCUCAAACCAGAGAACAUCGUCUGCGUGGACACGACUGGUACACGGAUCAAGAUCAUCGACUUUGGCUUGGCGAGUGAACUGGAGGAGGGUAAACCUCUGAUGGUGCUGCACGGUACGCCUGAGUUUGUGGCCCCCGAGGUGAUCAACUAUGAGCCUGUGGGCCUGGAGACCGACAUGUGGAGCAUUGGAGUCAUCUGCUUCAUCUUGCUCAGUGGAGAAUCCCCCUUCCAGGGAAACAGUGAUGCUGAGACUUUUACUCUUGUGACUGCUGCCCGUUACGAGUUCGAUGAGGAGAGUUUUGAGGACAUCUCGGAUCAAGCUAAAGACUUUAUCAGCUCGCUGCUAAAGAAAGAUUGCAGAGGCAGGUUAUCUUGUACCGAAGCCCUCGCUCACCCUUGGAUGGCCUCUUUCACCCCUCUGAGCCGCAGACCCACCAAGUCCCUCAAUAAGGAGAAGAUGAGACAUUUUCUGGCCAAGCGCAAGUGGAAGAAAACUGGCAAGGCUGUUUUGGCCCUACAGCGAAUGGCUAACCUCUCCAGCAGGCCAGACUCUCCUGGCAGCUCCUCAGAGGAGCCAGGCUGGAGCCAGGAGGCAGAGGAGGCCAUCCAGUCGCUGGAGAAGCAGCUUCACAUCGAGCCUCGCUUCCAGCAGGCCCUGAAGGACGCCACCCUUCCCAAGGGAGCCACCGCUCAGCUAACAUGCCUUGUCAAUGGUUACCCGCAGCCGGAGGUGAAGUGGCUUCAGAAUGAGAAGCCGGUGUCUGAAUCGUGCAGAGUGACCAUGGAGCAACAAGAAGACGGACGCUGCUCUCUGGUUCUGGCUGAUCUGGAGCCUUCAGACUCCGGGGUUUAUGUGUGCAGAGCCAGUAACAAGCUGGGGGAAGCGAUGUGCUCUGCCAAACUCAAAGUGGAGCAGUGAGGGGAAAGAAAACGGACUUAACAAUUUAAGAUUUCCCUUCAUUUGAGUCAUGGUCAUGUCAGUUCAUGGAUGGACUGUUAGUCACAUAAUUUCCACGCAAAAAUGGUGUUUUGUCAUCGUCUGCCACCAAGGGGGAUAAUAAGGUUUGGACACACAACUGCAUCACCUGUUAUCAGUGCACUUUUGAAGUUUGUAUUAUGUGUUCAGCAACUGAUGCACAAAAGUCACAUGAAAAGCGUACAUUUUGCAUAUUUAAAUAUUGUUUAAAUGUUUUAAAGGCACUGAAAUUAAAGCAUGAGUUUCGAAACAAAACA